GUCCGGGCCGGGAGCGCGCAGGGCGAUGCGGGGCGCGGGGCUCCCCGAGGGCGCGGCCGGGGCGCGAGGUCCCCGCGGGCGCCCGGCCCCGCCGCUGCCGCCGCUGCUGCUGCUGCUGCUGCUGCUGCCGCCGCCCCGGGCCGCGGGCUUCAACCUGGACGCCCAGGCCCCCGCCGUGCUCUCGGGGCCGCCGCGCUCCUUCUUCGGCUUCGCCGUGGACUUCUACCGGCCGGGGGCGCGCGGGGUCAGCGUGCUGGUGGGCGCGCCCAAGGCUAACACCAGCCAGCCGGGAGUGCUGCAGGGGGGUGCCGUCUACCUCUGCCCCUGGGGCGCCGGCCGGGGCCACUGCACACCCAUUGAAUUUGACAGUAAAGGCUCUCGGGUCCUGGAGUCGUCGGUGUCCAGCCCGGACGGGGAGGAGCCUGUGGAGUACAAGUCCUUGCAGUGGUUCGGAGCGACGGUUCGAGCCCACGGCUCCUCCAUCCUGGCCUGCGCGCCCCUGUAUAGCUGGCGCACGGAGAAGGAGCCGCUGAGCGAUCCCGUGGGCACCUGCUACCUCUCCACGGACAAUUUCACCCGAAUUCUGGAGUACGCACCUUGCCGCUCAGACUUCAGCUGGGCCGCGGGACAGGGCUACUGCCAAGGGGGCUUCAGCGCGGAGUUCACCAAGACCGGACGUGUGGUCCUGGGUGGGCCAGGGAGCUACUUCUGGCAAGGCCAGAUCCUGUCUGCCACGCAGGAGCAGAUCGCAGAGUCCUAUUACCCCGAGUAUCUGAUCAACCUGGUUCAGGGGCAGCUGCAGACCCGCCAGGCCAGCUCCAUCUACGACGACAGCUACCUGGGGUACUCUGUGGCGGUGGGCGAGUUCAGCGGUGACGACACGGAGGACUUUGUCGCUGGCGUGCCCAAGGGGAACCUCACCUACGGUUACGUCACCAUCCUCAAUGGCUCAGACAUCCGGUCCCUCUACAACUUCUCAGGAGAACAGAUGGCCUCCUACUUCGGCUACGCGGUGGCGGCCACAGACACCAACGGGGACGGGCUGGACGACUUGCUGGUGGGGGCACCUCUGCUCAUGGAGCGGACGGCUGAUGGGCGGCCUCAGGAGGUGGGCAGGGUCUACAUCUACCUGCAGCACCCGGCUGGCAUGGAGCCCACACCCACCCUGACCCUCACCGGCCAAGAUGAAUUUGGCCGAUUUGGCAGCUCCUUGACGCCCCUGGGGGACCUGGACCAGGACGGCUACAACGACGUCGCCGUCGGAGCGCCCUUUGGCGGAGAGACCCAGCAGGGAGUGGUGCUCAUCUUCCCCGGGGGCCCCGGGGGGCCGGGCUCUCAGCCGUCCCAGGUUCUGCUGCCCCUGUGGGCAGCCGGCCACACGCCACACUUCUUCGGCUCUGCGCUUCGAGGAGGCCGAGACCUGGACGGCAACGGAUACCCGGAUCUGAUUGUGGGCUCCUUCGGUGUGGACAAGGCUGUGGUGUACAGGGGUCGCCCCAUUGUGUCUACCAGCGCCUCCCUCACCAUCUUCCCCGCCAUGUUCAACCCCGAGGAGCGCAGCUGCAGCUUGGAGGGGAGCCCCGUGGCCUGCAUCAACCUCAGCUUCUGCCUCAACGCUUCCGGGAAGCACGUUCCUGAUUCCAUCGGCUUCACGGUGGAGCUCCAGCUGGACUGGCAGAAGCAGAAGGGGGGCGUUCGGCGGGCACUGUUCCUGGCCUCCAGACAGGCGACCCUGACCCAGACCCUCCUCAUCCAGAACGGGGCUCGGGAGGACUGCAGAGAGAUGAAGGUCUACCUCAGGAACGAGUCCGAGUUCCGCGACAAGCUGUCCCCGAUUCACAUCGCCCUCAACUUCUCCCUGGACCCCCGAGCCCCCGUGGACGCCCAUGGCCUCCGGCCAGUCUUGCAUUAUCAGAGCAAGAGCCGCAUAGAAGACAAGGCUCAGAUCUUGCUGGACUGUGGAGAGGACAACAUCUGCGUGCCGGACCUGCAGCUGGAAGUGUUCGGGGACCAGAACCGCGUGUACCUGGGCGACAAGAACUCCCUGAACCUGACUUUCCACGCCCAGAACGCGGGUGAGGGCGGCGCCUAUGAGGCCGAGCUGCGGGUCACGGCCCCUCCAGAGGCCGAGUACUCAGGACUCGUCAGAAACCCGGGGAACUUCUCCAGCCUGAGCUGCGACUACUUUGCGGUGAACCAGAGCCGCCUGCUGGUGUGUGACCUGGGCAACCCCAUGAAGGCCGGAGCGAGUAUCUGGGGUGGCCUCCGGUUCACGGUCCCUCAUCUCCGGGACACGAAGAAAACCAUCCAGUUCGACUUCCAGAUUCUCAGCAAGAAUCUCAACAACUCCCAAAGCGAAGUGGUCUCCUUCCCGCUCUCGGUGGAGGCUUCCGCCCAGGUCUCCCUUAACGGGGUCUCCAAGCCCGAGGCGGUGCUCUUCCCGGCGAGCGACUGGCGUCCCCGAGAGCAGCCUCAGGAGGAGGGAGACGUGGGCCCUGCUGUGCAGCACGUCUAUGAGCUCAUCAACCAGGGCCCCAGCUCCAUCAGCCGGGGUGUGCUGGAGCUCAGCUGUCCCCGGACCCUGGAGGGUCAGCAGCUUCUCUACGUGACCAGGGUUGAAGGCCUCAGCAACUGCACCAGCAGUCACCCCCCCAACCCAGAGAGCCUGGAGUUGGAUCCGGAGGGUCCCCAGCACCACCGGCUACAAAGACGGGAAGCGCCAGGCCGGGGCCCGGGCUCCUCGGGACCUCAGAUCCUGAAAUGCCCCGAGGCCGAGUGCUUCAGGCUGCGCUGUGAGCUGGGGCCGCUGCACCGCCAGGAGAGCCGAAGUCUGCAGCUGCAUUUCCGAGUCUGGGCCAAGACCUUCCUGCAACGGGAGCACCAGCCGUUCAGCCUGCAGUGCGAAGCUGUGUACGAAGCCCUGAGGAUGCCCUACCGGAUCCUGCCCCAGCAGCUUCCCCGAAGGGAACUUCAGGUGGCCACGGCUGUGCAGUGGACCAAGGCGGAAGGCAGCCACGGCGUCCCGCUGUGGAUCAUUAUCCUUGCCAUCCUCGUUGGCCUCCUGCUCCUAGGUCUGCUCAUCUAUAUCCUCUACAAGCUCGGAUUCUUCAAACGCUCCCUCCCAUACGGCACCGCCAUGGAAAAAGCUCAACUCAAGCCACCUGCCACCUCUGAUGCCUGACCCCUCCCGAACCCAGACUCCCAAUCCUCAAGGCCCAGUCCCCCCACCCUCAGUCUACUGACAGGGAGGGGGCUGGGCACUUCCUGAAGGUGCUGAGGGCCAGGGAGAAGCUCCUCUCCCAGCCUAGAGACAUACUUGAAGGGCCAGAGCCGGGAGGCGAGGAGCUGGGGAUCCCCUCCCCCCAUGCACUGUGAAGGACCCUCGUUUACACACGCCCUCCUCAUGGGUAAGGGAACUCAGAUCCAGGGACAGAGGCCCCAGCCUCCCUGUAGCCUUUGCAUUUUGGAGAAAGUUUCCUGAAAACAACUUGGAACCAGACCUGGGGAAUCCGAUCCCAGUUCUCUGGGCCAGAUGUGCCACCAGGACUUCCUGUCCAGCUCCAGCCUGCAAAGAUCUAUCCUCAGUCUUGCCAGAGAUCCACGGGAAGCCCCCAGCUAAGAACCUGGAACCUGGGGAGUGAGACCUGGAAACUCUGGACAGCCCCCACCCCGGUGGGCCAACAAGGAACACUAACCGUGGAUGGUGCCCCAGGCCCAGCUCAGGACAGAUCCCAAACAAGGAUCACGCUGGCUCAGAACCAGCUCCAAGAGGACUCAGAACUCUCACGGGGCCAGAUCGAACCUGGGGCCCGGGGUUGAUCUGGGACCCAGACUCAGACGUUGGUAACCUAACCAGGCAGAUCCAGGACUACAUCUGAGCCUGUUCCAGACCUGGGCCUGGAGGCCCGAUCCACCUCUGACUUGGGAGAAGUCAGGAAUUGCCCAGGACCCUGAGGGGGCCACGAUGGUAACAGAUCUGGAACCUCGGCCUGGCCAGAUGCAGGCCCUCCCCGUCCCCCAGAAAGAGGGAAGCCCACUGUCCUGGGCCUGCAGGAUUUGGGUCCUGCCCACUAGCUGCACUGACGCUGCCCCUUUCUCCCUGCCCAACUUCCCCUCACCUCAGCUCCGGACAUCCGGGACUUAUUUAAACUCUGUUGCAAGUGCAAUAAACCCGGCCCGGUGCCCCCACUGACCAGA
Nyctereutes procyonoides (raccoon dog) is the source of this 4197-nucleotide messenger RNA. RefSeq names its product integrin subunit alpha 5 (gene ITGA5). Gene Ontology annotation, cellular component: external side of plasma membrane; integrin complex. The transcript is spliced from 30 exons. Gene Ontology annotation, biological process: cell-matrix adhesion; cell adhesion mediated by integrin; cell-cell adhesion. Bases 26 to 3181 code for a protein of 1051 amino acids. Lineage: Eukaryota; Metazoa; Chordata; Mammalia; Carnivora; Canidae. The record is from RefSeq and is a predicted model, not a curated record. Gene Ontology annotation, molecular function: integrin binding.